CCAAAUCAGCCCAACUUUUCUUAAGCCCAAGCGACCAUUUUAGCAGCCCUAUUUUUACCGAAAGAGACAGCCGCCUCCUUCAUUCUUCCUUAUCUCUCCCACAGCAGAAUCAGGAAAUCCCCCACACCAGAUCGUAAUCGAUCGAUCGACAGAAAAAGCAUCUCCCUCCCCUAAAAUUUUCCCGUCGACCAUCUCUAUCGGCUUUCACUUUUCACCAAAUCUUACGGCCAAGUCGCCAUCUUCCUCUUCCCCGACCGACCGACCGACCUCCGGCAACCUUCCCCCAGCCGUCGUCUCCCUCGACCAACGUCCGGUCGCGUUGAAGCCAGCACCGCCGAGAGAAGCAGCCGUCAAACCCCUGUCCACGAGCAGUCUUGCCGGCGUCCGUUCACCAUCCAUCGUCGCCGCCGCAGCCGCCGAACGGGCGAGCCCUACCGGACGGACAGAGAGCAGCCAUUUCCGGCAAGGAGCAGCGAACGCCGGGAAAACCGCGACCGGGAACCGCCAACCAACAGAUUGCCGGGCGACCAGACCAGUGGGCUGAGAGGGUUCCGAACACCUUCAUUUGGCAGCUACUAGUCGCGGAUGAAACCAACCAUCGCCGGCGCUACAAGGUCCGACCCGACCAACGGCUGAGUUUUUCUUUCUGACGGCGGGCUGAGGCGCCAUUUUCUGAUUGAAGAGUACCGGGGCUGAGGGCCUUUUUCCGGUGAUUUGAGCACCAUCCGAGAGUGGGCUUUUCGUGGACUGAGCGCCUUGAUUUCGAACAGCCACCGAGAGCUUGAGCAGCGGCAGACAGGGCCAUUUUCGAGAACGUGUGGGUUUCCGGGCUGCAGCGAGAGUCUUCCCGAGGCCACUAGUGACCAUGUUCGAACCUCAAUCCGCUUUUCCUCUUUCCGUGUAGAAUGGAGGAGCAUGGUAAUCUCGAUUUUCUCUUCUAUUUUCGUUCGUUUAGAUCCCUGUUUUGCGAUGUGCGACUCGUUGGAGAUUGAGAAUAUGUUAUUCUGAAUUGUGGAUUGCGAAUCUUUUCGUGAACUGUUAAUUGUGAAUCUUUAUAAAUUGUGGAAUCGAGACCUUGAGUAAAUCUGUGGAAUUGGUGGUUUCGGAUCUUGUAAAUGGAGAUAUAGUUAUGUGAAUAACUUGGUGUGAAUAAAUAUUGAUUUAGUGGGAUAUUGGGAUUUUUGGAUUUGAGCUAUGUUGGUGAGAUUAAUUGGUGAAGAAAUUGUGUUAAAGUUGUGCUUAACUUGGGAGAUUACAUUCGUGUGCUUAACUUGGGAAAAAUAAUGGACUUGAGACUUUGUUUUUGUUGCCUUGGGAUUGUGUUGAGAACAUUGAAAAAUUUGAGUUGUUCGGAUCUUUAAAAGUGGAGAAUUAUUUGUGUUAAUUGGUGAAGUUGGGCUCUUGUGAAUUUUGGUUAUAUUUGUGUGUUAAUUUGGUGAUAUUUAUUAUGUGUUUAUCUCGUGAAAAUGUGGAUUCAUUCUGAUUUUAUAUAUCUCGUAUUGGAUGAAUUUAAUAAGAUCGUUUAAUUUGAUUUUCCAUAUGAGGACUUGCCUGUUGCAGUCUUUCACUCCAGUUGAGCAUGAUCUCCCUAUCUAGGUGUGGCCGAAAACUUGUUUUGAACACCAUUACAUAUAAAUGCCCUAGAUGUAGAUGUACUGCACAACUUGCACAACUUAGCAGAUGAUGCCUUGGUUAGUCAUGUUUCUUUUUCCGCUUUUUUCUUUCUCUACACUUCUAUGCGUAUCAGUUAGGGAAAAUUACCCCCUGUACCACCUCAUUUCUUUUUAUUUACCAAAUAACGAGUUUAAAAAUUUCAAUCCACUUAAAUGUUAGUAUCUCAUAUUAACGAGAAUGUAGCCACUCUAAUUCCAGAAUAUGCUCUUUGAAACCCUCAUUAAUUCUCUCCACACAAAAACCUAAUCCUCCUCUUCCAGAAGGUCUGCAUCUCCCCCUUCGACUCCCUCCUCCUGUCGCCUGCACCGUCCACUGCCGCCGAAUUUACAGUCUGAGAUGCGUAAAUUUACAGUCUUAGAUGUGUCCGUGGCGACCGAAUUUGCCGUCGGCGUGGUGGUCGUGGGGUUGUUCCGGGUUUGGGAGUUGAUAGAAGAAUGGUUGGUCUGGGUUGAGUGUGUCGGCGCGGAAGAAGGAGGUGGGAUUGAGGUGUAAGGGAAUAACUCACAGAUCUGUAUUCUCCAUUCUGUUUGCAAUUAGCCUCUUUUUAUUUUUGUUGGUUGAUUUCCUUGGAGGUUGACGACUGAUUGAUUCACCAUGGUCUCGACUAGUAAAAUUAAAUCGGUGGAUUUUUACAGGUAGCUGACAUUUUUCGUCGUUCAUUUUUUAUUUUUGUUGUUAGGUGGAUUGCAUUUUAUUUUCAUUCUGCACUUCUCUGAAUUCUUGUUUGGUGAAUUUUAUAACCUUUGUGGAACAUUAUUCUGAUGGAAUAUUACAAAGCCGUUCUGUGAAAUAUUUAUUUGAUUAAAACAAAAUCAUCAGCCCUUCCUGGGUUUUAUUGUUAAUGAAAGAUCAAAAGAGCUUUAGUUUUCAGUGUGCAAAACUAUGCGGUGAAUCUGUGUAAUGUGCUAUGUGUGCCGAUGAAUUGGUGCAGCUGGUUUGCAAUUGAGAAAAGCUGGUACUCAUGUUGUAUCAGUUGGAUCUUUAUAUGAAUGUAAUUCUGUAAUGAAGACCUGACUAGAUUCAUCAACCUACAUGAUAUUUGACCUGGGCUGAGUGGUGCUAGCUACACAUUACUUUUUAUGUAGGACAUUCUUUUUUGGUUUUUGGGUUUGCAACAUGUCUGGAGAAUGCAUCUAUGCAGUAUCCCACGAAGCAUUUGAAGAUGAUAAUUUUUUGUGGUGCAUGCUCCUUUGCCUGUUUUGCCUGGCAAGAUUUACUUUUAUAUUGUAUGAGAUUAGAAAAUUGUAAUAGCAAUGACUGAUUUUUUUUUUUUAGCUCAUAGCGAAAUAUUAGUUCCACUGAAGAAAAGAGAUGGAAGUAUUUCUAUUGCUGCAUCUUUUACCAUGCUUUUCCUAUUUGUGUUAUGCUCGUAAAAUAUAAAGUUCACUUUUGUUUAAGACGAUAAUGACCUAGAGAUGAAAGAGCGCUAGUAAAACUCAAACAGUUUUAAAUCUUAGUUUAGUGGGAAUCCAAGAAAAUGAUUCGUUUGUAUAAUACUAUAUUGAAAACGUUCUAUUGAAGAUUGUAUGAUAAUAGGUCUGCCGUCCGCCUGUCUCUUGAUAUGAUCUAAUACGAGUCUCAACGUACUGUUGUGUAAUAAGUUGACCUGAGACUUGAGCACAGUUGCUCUGCCGGCUUACAUGGCGGCUCCGAGCCUGCUCUGUUACCAUUAUCAUCAUCUCCACCCAUACGUCAUCACUGCUCCGUUAUGUUGCCCUUCUCUCAGACCCCAACUGUUCAUAUUUGCGAAACCACCCCAAAGCCCUACCAAAACCCCCAUCUCCGUCUCCGUUCCGAUUUUCACGAUUUAUCAGCCCAAAAAAUACAGUAAUUGUAGCUACACUACCUCGACCUUCCCGAGCUUCGAUUCUGAGGCUCAGCAACAAAUAGACGACGGCAAUCGCUUAGAAGAAGUGAGAGAAGCCAUCAGAGAGUAUCUGGAGCAGCUUGGAGUUUCGAGGGAGGACGCGUCUCGCAUUAGCUUUGGCUGCCCCAACUAUUUGAAGAUGCUGAUCGACGGCGUCCAAGACCUUGACGACUUGAACUCGUGGUCCGCCGCCGCAGGGCCCGGUGAUCAAGGGCCUGUACAGUUUAAAAACAGAGUGUAUCAGAUGGCCAAGCAGAAAGGGGACAAAGGUAUUCUCCCUUUCCUGGAGAGCGAAGGACUUCCUCUCUCCCCCGCCACUCGCUUGGCUCGUUAUCUCUCUUCUUCCGGCUCCAAUGUGCUACCUCUCCUUGUUCACAAGGUUAAGUAUGUGAAGGAAAUUUUGUUUUCUGGUAGUCUUGAUUCUGAAUUUAUUGGGAAAAAUGCUCGGCGUAUGAUGACACACCUCUCCAUUUCUGUCGAUGAGGACGUGCAGCAGACUUUGGCAUUCUUUGAAAAGGUUGAAGCAAGGCGUGGAGGUCUGAAUCUCUUGGGUUCUGAUAACACCUCUUUCCGGUACCUCAUUGAAUCUUUUCCACGUCUUCUUUCUCUUCCACUAGAAUCUCGUCUAAAGAUUGGCAUAAGAGAAAAUGAUAUCAGUAAGAUGCUUGUCAAGUAUCCUUGGAUUGUUUCUCCAAGCAUACUGGAGAAUUUUGAGGAAAUUGUUGAUUUCUUUGAUGAUGAGAAGAUCCCCAGAAUUUCAACUGCCAGUGCAAUCAAGAACUGGCCACAUAUUCUAGGAUGUUCUGUAGACAAAAUAGAGCUAAUGGUGGAACAUUUCAGACGAAUGGAUAUUAGAAAGAAGUUGGGUCAGGUUAUCGCUAAAAGUCCACAAUUACUACUUCGCAAGCCUGAGGAGUUUGAUCAGGUGGUAUCCUUCUUUAACGAUUUAGGAUUGGAUGAGAAAGCUAUUUCUAAGACGCUUGCUCGUUGUCCUGAAAUUUUUGCCGCAAGCAUAGACGAAACUCUCAAGAAGAAGUUGGAGUUUCUUUCUAGUGUCGGGAUUUCUGAAACCCAUCUCCCGAGAGUUAUCAGGAAAUACCCAGAAUUAUUUGUUUGUGACGUCGACAGAGCAUUAUAUCCUAGAGUAAGGUACCUGAUGGAAGUCGGAUUUUCAGAAAGCGAUAUAGUGUCCAUGUUACACAGAUUCUCACCGAUACUCGGGUAUAGCGUAGAAGAAAAUUUGAAGCCAAAGUUGGAGUUCCUAGUGAACAACAUGCAAAGGCCUCUGAGUGAUGUGGUUGCUUACCCGAGAUAUUUCAGCUACUCACUGGAGAAGAAGAUAAGGCCCAGGUAUUGGGUUUUGAAAGGUAAGAAUGUGGAAUUUACAUUGAAAAAUAUGUUGGGUAUAAACGAUGAAGAAUUUGCUGCUGCGUAUUUAGAACUGGGAGAGAUGCUUGUUCUUCCUCCUUGAGGGAGUUUUUCUUUGUGCUUGUACAUAAAUCUCUUUAUUUGAUGGAAUUUGCCCUCAAGGAUAUGUUAUAUCCUUUUCUUGGAAAAAACAUUUUUUCCAUAGUAAAAUAUAGAAAUAUCUUUAUCUGGUUGAUUCAAAA
Molecule: messenger RNA, 5151 nt
Organism: Striga asiatica
Lineage: Eukaryota; Viridiplantae; Streptophyta; Magnoliopsida; Lamiales; Orobanchaceae
Source: the annotation of a GenBank genome assembly